AUGUCCACAAGUCCCAACUAUAACCGGGUGCCUAACCAAGAACCUGGUUCUCUUGAAAAGAACAGUUUUGGAAUGUCAACGCCCAUUAUCAAUCCUCACAACCAAUUCCCAGAUAGGGUGCUUCAAAGCUCAAAUAUUGAAGGAAAUAACAAUUUAUUAAACUACAAUUUUGCAUUCCACUCCAAUCUCCAUGGCCAUAAGAGACCUUUCUCAGAUGCACAAGAUAGUCCGCACAAUGCAAAACGUCGAUUGGUUGAAAACUUGAACGAAUUGACUUUGGGAAGAGCAAACAUGAGGGGGAAGACAUCCGGUAUAUUUGGGAACAUAUCUAAGGAACAAUUGAAAAGACCUCUGACAGAUCCUAAUAAAGUUAUAAUACAAAAUAUAGACCAAUUUUUGCAAGAGAAUCCCGAACAGUUGGAUAUUAUAGGAAGAAGCUUACAAUUAGAUGACCUAAAGAAGGCUGGAUUGGAUGGGCUUGUGGUGGCAUGUGGAUUGGAUUUGAAGAAAGUGUGGACCAGCAUUGUAGAUCGAUACAAGAACGGGGGGUCGUCCAACAAAGGCGUUGAUGACUUAAUCCACAAAAUGAUAUGGGAUGAGUACUUGGCCAAGUAUUUCUCCGUCAUCAAACACUAUGAUCCCUUUAAAGUAAUGUGGAAGAGCUACGUCCAAUGGUUAUCCAAAAAAAAUAAAUUGAAUUACAGAAGUCAUAGAAUCACUGAACUUGAUGGUGAUGGCGAUGCGAUGAUGAUGGAAGAGGUAAACCAACCAGAUGAACAACAAAAGGAACAAGUUCUAGUUGAAGAUGAUUUGGAAUUCCAUGAUGACGAAGAUGUCCAAAACGAAAUGGCUAGAUUGGCAUAUAGGGAGCAGCGCCUGAGAGAUGGUAUGAGCAACUAUGGAUCAUACUAUACCCAUGAAGAUGCUGGCCACAAUCUCUGGGAGACUAGCCACAAUCAGCAUCAUGUCGAAGCGUAUGCUCAGGAUGACGAUGUGGUGAUGGACGACUAG
Messenger RNA from Pichia kudriavzevii, 1011 nucleotides. RefSeq lists its product as uncharacterized. NCBI's taxonomy places the organism in Eukaryota, Fungi, Ascomycota, Pichiomycetes, Pichiales, Pichiaceae. The transcript has a single exon. The coding region runs from base 1 to 1011 and encodes 336 amino acids. The record is from RefSeq and is a predicted model, not a curated record.